Molecule: messenger RNA, 1160 nt
Organism: Drosophila busckii
Lineage: Eukaryota; Metazoa; Arthropoda; Insecta; Diptera; Drosophilidae
Product: estradiol 17-beta-dehydrogenase 11
Exons: 7
Coding region: 1-1110 (369 amino acids)
Cellular component (GO): lipid droplet
Molecular function (GO): oxidoreductase activity, acting on the CH-OH group of donors, NAD or NADP as acceptor
Source: RefSeq, a predicted model, not a curated record
AUGGUAGAAACGGCAACAACAACAACAAUCACACGCACAAUCAGCAAUGUGCCCGCAAAUAGCGCUGAAGCCAGACCCACUGUUGUUGUUGCUACUGCUGGUGGUGGUGUAAGCGGUUCAACUGCUACGCCCACGGCUGCCUUGAGCGCCCAGCGCAACGAUGAGACAACACGCGCCAUAUAUAAUUUGAAAGUUAUUGUAUUUUUGCUGCUGCUGCCAUUUGUGCUGCUCGCUGUGUUUUUAAAACAUUUGCUGGACUAUCUGUUUGGCCUGGGCGUCAAGGAAAAGGAUGUGAGCGGCAAGGUGGCGCUGGUAACUGGCGGCGGCAGUGGUUUGGGUCGAGAAAUCUGUUUGGAGCUGGCCCGACGCGGUUGCAAGCUGGCAGUUGUCGAUGUAAACUCAAAGGGUUGUUACGAGACAGUCGAGCUCUUAUCUAAAAUACCACGCUGCACAGCCAAGGCUUAUAAGAACGAUGUAUCUUCGCCGCGCGAGCUGCAGCUGAUGGCGGCCAAGGUGGAAAAGGAAUUGGGCCCAGUGGAGAUUUUGGUGAACAAUGCCUCGCUUAUGCCCAUGACCUCAACGCCGCAUUUGAAAAGCGAUGAAAUCGAUACUAUACUGCAGCUAAAUCUGGGCUCUUAUAUUGCCACUACUAAAGAGUUUCUGCCCAAGAUGAUAACACGCAAGUCUGGACAUUUGGUUGCCGUCAAUGCUUUGGCAGGUUUGGUGCCUUUGCCUGGCGCUGGCAUUUAUACAGCCACUAAGUAUGGCAUUAUGGGCUUUAUGGCUUCGCUGCGCGCCGAGCUGCGUCUGUCCGACUGCGAUUAUGUGCGCACUACUGUGGCCAAUGCCUACUUGAUGCGCACCAGCGGCGACUUGCCGCUGCUCAGUGAUGCGGGCAUAUCACGCACUUAUCCUGGUCUGCCCACGCCCUAUGUGGCUGAGAAAAUAGUCAAGGGUGUGCUGCUUAAUCAACGCAUGGUCUAUGUGCCACGCAUAUUUGCGCUCAGUGUUUGGCUGUUAAGAUUGUUGCCCACCAAGUGGCAGGAUUAUAUGCUGCUGAGAUUUUAUCACUUUGAUGUGCGCAGCGCGCAUUUGUUUUAUUGGAAAUGAACAAGAAUUAUAUAACAUUAAACAUUAAACAUUAACUAUUUAUAUUAAAU